AUGCCGACGGCCCAAUGCUCGCUAGACGCAUUGCUGUUCGGGAGCGUUCCUUCAACCCGGUCCUCGCUGGAUGAGAUUCUGUCUAGAUCUUUCCCACCACGCAGAUCGGUUUCAGAGGAACAAGCGCGAACGGUUCCCUCCGUGCUUGUGCCGCCAUCCCAAUCAACUUCCGGAGAGCUUUACAAGUUAUUUGCCAAAGCCCACUCGGACGCCGUGCCUUUCGGACUGUCUGGUGAACGUUCCAGCGAGGACGAGAUGUCCCAUAGCAGUGGGGAGUUCGUGGAGGACGAAGAAUCGGAAUCCUUUUUCAUGACCCAGGGGGACGAGGCCUCUGGUUCUCAUUUGAAGCCUCUGACGGAGGAGCCCCAGCUAAAGCAGCCAAGGGAAGACAAGAAGAGAGAAUACCAGAACGUGCCCGAGAAGUACAAGGGUUAUGAAGAGCUGCUGGGCGGAGACCCCGGCCCAGAUUUCAUUGAGCCACUGGGAAUACAGCAAAACGUCAAAGCUUUGGAGAAGGCACUCCGGUAUCAGCGUGUGUACCGCGAAUCGAAGGCCAAGCUAGACACCUUCCAGAAGCCUUUUGUGCCUGCAGAAAAGAAGGCUUUGAGGGUCCCUGCCCCACCAGCUCAAAAGACCAAGGUAGAGCGACUGGAAGAAAUCCUACUGAAGAUGAGGAACCCCACCAACAUUGUACAGGUGCCACUAGUGUGCAUCCUGCGGCGGAAGAAGGAGAACUGGCGCGAAUAUCGGGAGGCCUUAGCACUGUUGAAGGAAUUCCGUAAAAACUAUAAAGCCACAGUGGCCUCCUGCAAUCUGGCCGGUGAAUCCAAAUCAAUGAGUAAGAAUGGUGUUGAUGCAGAUGUCAUAAAUCAAAACCAGUUGCUCAGAACAAUUCCUAAAGUAAAGGUGAAUAAGGAACAGCUAGAAGAAGAAUUCCCUUUUCGAGUCACCCAAGAGGAUGAAGGACUUUCUUCCAUCUUACCAGAAAAAAACUUUCCGCCUACACAGCAGUGCUGAAAAACCACCUGUUUUAGAGGAUGUAGACUUUGAAAAACUACCUGCUCCAGGAAUCUAGGAAUUGUUGUUGUACAAGGAACCAGUAGCCAUAGGGGCAGAGGAAACCUCUGCUUCUGGAACUAACUAUGAAACACAGGAUGUUGACCUAUUCCGUUCUUUCAGCACUGCUCAGUUACAGGCUGAGAGUAGCUUAAUCCCACUUUAGUGCAGAACUUCAGAAGCACAACAGAAACCUGGUGAAACAUGUACGUGCCCUUUGAACGGCAGUUUCAAAAAGCACUUUCCAUCUUAAUCAUGUGCCUUGAAUCUAUGCAGCAGCUGCAAACGGUGAAAUAAACAGCUAAACCAGUGGUGGGCCUCUGGUCUUAUAAAAUGGACCCCCCCCCUUGACAAGAACGCCCCUUGACAAGUGUUCUGAUGGAAGGAACUCCAUAGAAUCCCA
Messenger RNA from Elgaria multicarinata webbii, 1459 nucleotides. Its product is annotated as X-ray radiation resistance-associated protein 1-like. Bases 1 to 1017 code for a protein of 338 amino acids. Gene Ontology annotation, cellular component: nucleus. The transcript has 6 exons. The record is from RefSeq and is a predicted model, not a curated record. Lineage: Eukaryota; Metazoa; Chordata; Lepidosauria; Squamata; Anguidae.